CUUCAAACAAUUAAUUCUGUAUCGUUCAACCUGACCGCCUCAAUCACCACGACCAAUAUUCAGCACGACCUGAUAAAUACCCUGAGACCGAUUCCUCGCGUUUCUCAUCGCACACCCGCAUUCUGAUUCCCCGUCCUCAUCAUGAUCGACCCAAACGACCUCAUUGAAUCAAGAGGAGGAGAUCCCAAGAAAGUCAUCGACAGCCAGAAAAGAAGAUAUGCGUCUGCGGAGAUUGUCGACGAAGCCAUCACAUUGUGGAAUGACGCCUACCAGACACGUUACAAGGCUCAACAGUAUGGCGCAAAGAUCAAUGCUGUUCAGAAAGAGAUUGGAAAGUUGAAGAAGGAGAAACAAGAUGCAUCAGAACUUCUACAGCAAAAGUUGGAUCUCGAGAAAGAGAAGAAGCAGGCGGAGGAAGAAGCCACCGAGAAAGAGAAACUCAGAGACCGAAAGGUCAAACUGAUUGGAAACUACGUCCAUGAGUCGGUGCCGCUCAAUGACAACGAGGAUUUCAAUGAGGUCGUGGCACAAUGGGCACCUGAAGGAGUCACGGUCGAGAAACGCGACGUCCUCUCACAUCACGAAGUCAUGACGAGGGCAGAGGUCUACGACGGCGAACGUGGGGUCAAGUUGGUCGGCCACCGUGGCUACUUCCUGCGCAAAUGGGGUGUCCUGCUGAACCAGGCCCUCAUCAACUAUGGUCUGCAUUUCCUAUACGGCAAAGACUACGAUCCCAUCCAGCCCCCUUACUUCAUGAAGGCCGAGUACAUGGGCAAGACCGCUCAACUGGAACAGUUUGACGAGGAGCUGUACAAGGUCGUCGAGGGCGGCGGUGCCGAGGACAAGUAUCUGAUCGCAACCUCGGAACAGCCCUUGUCGGCCAUGUAUGCCGAUGAAUGGUUGACCGAGAAGGAGCUGCCCAAAAAGUUUGCCGGUUAUUCAACCUGUUUCCGCAAGGAGGCAGGUGCCCACGGGAGAGAUGCAUGGGGCUUGUAUCGCAUACAUCAGUUUGAGAAGAUUGAACAAUUCCUCUUCGUCAAACCAGAAGAUUCAUGGCAGGCUCUCGAAGACAUGAAGUCGACAGCGGAAGAGUUCUACAAGUCAUUAGGCCUUCCCUAUCGAGUCGUUGUCAUCGUCUCAGGCGCACUCAACAAUGCCGCUGCUAAGAAGUACGACCUUGAAGCCUGGUUCCCCUAUCAGGGUGAAUACAAAGAAUUGGUCUCGUGCUCCAACUGCACCGAUUACCAGACCCGAGAGUUAGAGAUCCGCUACGGUCAGAAGAAAGGUGCCAUCGACUCAAGAAAGACGUACGUUCACGCAUUGAACGGCACCUUGUGCGCCACAGAGCGAACCCUCUGCUGCAUCCUGGAGAACUACCAACGAGAGGAUGGCUUUGAGGUACCCGAGGUCCUGAGGAGGUACAUGCCACCUGGAACUCCUGAUGUUAUCCCCUACACAAAAGACCUACCCAAGGAUUCAGCUUCGGCCAAGGCUAAGCAGACAACAAAACCAAAGGCUGAUGCAGUGGCUGAUAAGCUCAAGGAUCUGAAGACAUAGUGGCUGGCGACAUGACGACUUUGACGGUAUAGAUGAAUCAAGAUGACAUGGCCUGGAGUAAAGAAUCCUGAGGGUAGAUGUCCGCUUGAGUAUCCCAUUCGUGCGCGUGCUCAGCAUGACCGAUAGAAAUGAUGUCGAUGGUUCCCAGUGCCUACCCUUUUGCUUUGACGCGGAAUCCAUACUUACUCUUGUCUGGCCAGUGCCACAGGAGACACAAAUAGCCGUUCUGACAUCCAUUAAGAUUCUUCUAUAGGAAGCGGGAUAACACCGCUAAAUCACUUCUUUUGACUGGCGGGAUGAAA
Exophiala mesophila is the source of this 1859-nucleotide messenger RNA. Its product is annotated as serine-tRNA ligase. Gene Ontology annotation, biological process: seryl-tRNA aminoacylation. The record is from RefSeq and is a predicted model, not a curated record. Lineage: Eukaryota; Fungi; Ascomycota; Eurotiomycetes; Chaetothyriales; Herpotrichiellaceae. Gene Ontology annotation, molecular function: tRNA binding; serine-tRNA ligase activity; ATP binding. Gene Ontology annotation, cellular component: cytosol. Bases 142 to 1557 code for a protein of 471 amino acids. The transcript is spliced from 6 exons.